CGACGAGAUUCGGUAGGCGGCAACAUCCACGGCCGAGAGCGUGCGAGUAGCGUGAGAAAAACUUUCCCACGCUCGCUCGGCGAUUCGAACUUGGCGCUUUCGUUCUCCUCUGUCUCGCGCUCUGCAUCCUCGCGACUGCGCUUGCGCGACAGAUCCCCCUCUUACUCUCUUUCUCUCUCGCUCGCUCGUUUGCGCUCUCCUUAUCUCUGUCUCACUCGCGAGGCGGCGCGCGGCGGCUACUGCCGACCGCCUAACUUACUCGAUCUCCUACUCGCGAGUUGAGCGGCUACUCGUCGACGACGGAGCACAUACGCGUAUUGUAUCUAGGAAAUUUCGGCGAACAGGUGUUUUUCCGAAUGAAUCUUCCGCGAGGUUGCUUGGAUAUUUUUCGACAGUGCUACCGCUAAUGCUUGCCGUUAUGGAGCCGCUAGCAGACGCUACUCAGGAUAGAUAGUCUAUCCUAAACGGAGGAACGGAGUGGAGUAGCAGGAGCAGUAAAGGACAGAAUGUCCAACCGUGCGUGCUCCAUUUAAAGUGGUCCGUAUGAUAAUGCCCCACAGUCAGUACGGGCUGCCGACAAUGGCUGCUCACGGUGGGCUGCAAUCACCACCGUCGCCGACGGUGAUGUCAGCCUACCCUCGCUUCGCUGGAGGUGUCUACAGGCCGGAACAGGCGGCCCAUCAGGAGCAGCGACUCACCCGCGACGCUAUGAAGCACUACCUCGCAGAGCACAAGCGCACCCAAGGCAAAGCUGACAUGGUGGUUGUUAUACUCCACGCCAAAGUCGCUCAAAAGUCCUACGGCAAUGAGAAACGAUUCUUCUGUCCGCCUCCAUGCAUUUACCUGAAAGGCAAUGCCUGGGCCAUGAGACAAGAGCAGAUGAGACGAGACGGCGAAUCCGAGCAGUCGACACAGUUGUGUGCCUUCAUUGGAAUCGGUAACUCGGAUCAGGACAUGCAGCAGUUGGAUUUAAACAAUGGCAAACAGUACUGCGCCGCCAAGACCUUGUACAUCUCGGAUUCGGACAAGAGGAAGCACUUCAUGCUGUCGGUGAAGAUGUUCUACGGCAACGGCCAUGACAUCGGCGUAUUUCACAGCAAGAGAAUCAAGGUCAUCUCAAAGCCAUCCAAAAAGAAGCAAAGUCUGAAGAACGCCGAUCUCUGCAUCGCCUCGGGUACGCGAGUAGCGCUGUUCAAUAGGCUUCGUUCGCAAACGGUCAGCACGAGAUAUCUGCACGUGGACAAUAACAAUUUCCACGCGAGCUCGACGCAAUGGGGCGCCUUCACGAUUCAUCUGUUGGAUGACAACGAAAGCGAGUCCGAGGAGUUUCAGGUGCGAGACGGUUAUGUGCACUACGGCAGUACCGUCAAGCUUGUUUGCUCCGAGACAGGAAUGGCGCUGCCGCGUCUGGUCAUACGCAAGGUCGAUAAACAAAUGGCCAGCCUCGAGGCUGAUGAUCCGGUGUCGCAACUGCACAAAUGCGCGUUCUACAUGAAGGACACGGACCACAUGUACCUGUGCCUAUCGCAAGAGCGGAUAAUCCAGUUUCAAGCGACACCCUGUCCCAAGGAACCCAAUAAGGAGAUGAUCAACGACGGUGCAUGCUGGACCAUCAUCAGUACCGAUCGCGCCGAGUAUACCUUUUACGAGGGUAUGGGUCCCGUUCGCAAUCCCGUCACACCGGUGCCUCUGGUGCACAGCUUAAACCUGAACGGCGGUGGCGACGUGGCAAUGCUCGAGCUGACGGGCGACAAUUUUACGCCCAAUCUACAAGUGUGGUUCGGCGACGUGGAGGCUGAAACGAUGUACCGUUGCCAAGAGAGCAUGCUGUGCGUGGUACCGGACAUCUCGCAAUUCCGUGGCGAGUGGAUGUGGAUUCAUCAACCGACGCAAGUACCUGUCUCGCUGGUACGCACAGAUGGCAUUAUCUACGCGACGGGACUGACGUUCACUUACACACCGGAACCUGGACCAAGGCAGCCUUGCUUGCCGGCAAGUGAAGUUAUGAGGCAACCGAGGGGAAUGAACAACCAGGUGGCUAUGCAGCCGGCGAUCGCCGAUGUCCCAUGGAAUCAUCAUCCACAGCCACCUCAACCGGGACUUUGAUACGAGCCUAAUAGCUGGGGCUUUGACGGUGGUGGUAGUGGCAACGGACCUGAUUCUGUUGCUCAAGUACCGGAUGAGCCUGCAGCUAACGACGACAGAUUACCCAAGGAGGCUGCUGAGCCUUUUCAGGUGUAAAGACGCUCUCGAUCAUUUUUCAGGGGUUUUCAUUACGCGAAGUAUGUUUUGCACGCGCAUGUGAGGUGAACGCACAAAGCGCACUCGAAGGACUUUAUGCUGUAAGUUGUUGAUAUAAAUGUUUAUGAAAUAAUUAUUUAUACGACGAACGGUGGAUGAUUUUCUUCCUCAGAAAAGGAUGAAAAUCAAAUGUAAACGAAACAACAAUCGGUGCAUAUCACUAUAAUUACGAAACGGAUAAUUGUAUUAUAUAAAGAAUUUUUUUCUUUUCUUUGUUCGGCUGUCGUGCUCUU
Phymastichus coffea is the source of this 2534-nucleotide messenger RNA. RefSeq names its product recombining binding protein suppressor of hairless-like (gene Su(H)). The transcript is spliced from 2 exons. Gene Ontology annotation, biological process: regulation of transcription by RNA polymerase II. Gene Ontology annotation, cellular component: nucleus. Lineage: Eukaryota; Metazoa; Arthropoda; Insecta; Hymenoptera; Eulophidae. Gene Ontology annotation, molecular function: DNA-binding transcription activator activity, RNA polymerase II-specific; RNA polymerase II cis-regulatory region sequence-specific DNA binding. The coding region runs from base 544 to 2106 and encodes 520 amino acids. The record is from RefSeq and is a predicted model, not a curated record.